This is a messenger RNA of Mangifera indica (mango), 1311 nucleotides long. Its product is annotated as splicing factor U2af small subunit B-like. The record is from RefSeq and is a predicted model, not a curated record. Gene Ontology annotation, biological process: mRNA splicing, via spliceosome. Gene Ontology annotation, cellular component: spliceosomal complex; U2AF complex. The transcript has 5 exons. Bases 60 to 989 code for a protein of 309 amino acids. Gene Ontology annotation, molecular function: pre-mRNA 3'-splice site binding; metal ion binding. NCBI's taxonomy places the organism in Eukaryota, Viridiplantae, Streptophyta, Magnoliopsida, Sapindales, Anacardiaceae.
AACUAAGUUGAAACCCUAGAUAGAUCAGAUCGUUGAAUUAAUUACCUUAGACUAGAGGCAUGGCGGAGCACUUAGCAUCCAUCUUCGGAACAGAGAAGGAUAGAGUCAACUGCCCCUUUUAUUUCAAGAUCGGAGCAUGCCGUCACGGAGAUCGGUGCUCCCGGCUUCACACUAAACCUAGUAUUAGCCCCACGCUCCUUCUCUCUAACAUGUACCAACGCCCCGACAUGAUGACUCCCGGCGUUGACCCCCAAGGCCAAGCCCUUGACCCCCGCAAGAUCCAAGACCACUUCGAGGAUUUUUAUGAGGAUUUGUUUGAGGAGCUUAGUAAGUACGGCGAGAUCGAGAGCUUGAACAUUUGUGACAAUUUGGCUGACCACAUGGUGGGUAAUGUGUAUGUUCAGUUCAGAGAGGAAGAGCAUGCUGCUAACGCGCUUCAAAAUCUCAAUGGAAGGUUUUAUGCAGGGCGCCCUAUCAUUGUUGACUUCUCUCCAGUGACAGAUUUUCGAGAAGCCACAUGUAGGCAGUAUGAGGAAAAUGUAUGCAAUCGAGGUGGCUACUGUAACUUCAUGCAUUUGAAAAAGAUUAACAGGGACUUGAGGAGGCAAUUGUUUGGGAGAAAUAGGAGAAGGCGCAGCCACAGUCGAAGUAGGAGUCGUAGUCCACAUAGACAUCGCGGUUAUGAGGAGCGCUCACAUGGAGGCCGUGGUUCAGGUAGACGUGAAGAUGAAAGAAAUCAUCGCUACCAUGAUAGGGGCAGGAGGCCUAGAAGCCGAAGUCCUGGACAUAAAGGGGGACGAAGCAGAAGCCCAGGGUCAAGGAGGAAUAGGAGUCCUGUUAGAGAAAGUAGUGCUGAAAGAAGGGCUAAGAUUGAGCAAUGGAACAGGGAAAAGGAGGAGGCAGAAUCUAGUCAUAAGAUUGAUAAUAGUAACAACAACAAUGGCUUUGUACAUGAUGAUGAUCAAUAUAGUGAUCCUCAGCAGCAGUGACAGUGUUGAAAUCAACUACUGGCUCAAUUGAAGAGUUUGUCUGGUUGGUGUCGUUGUCUGCAGAGCAUGUUUACAGGAUUGUAAUGCUACAUUGUGGAAGUAUCCGAACGCCAAUGGACAGAUUCUCAAGAAAAUGACGUGCAAAGCUUGUCGACACGGUAUGAACUUGCUGCUUCAAGAGUAGAUUGAUGUUUAGGGUUGUUGAGUUUUUUAACUUAUUUAAAUGCAAUGUUAAACUAUUUUCCAACAAGAUCGUGUUGUAGCUUGUGGCACAAUUUUAUGCUGUGGCCAUGGAAAUACUAGCCUGGCACUCUUUUAAGCU